Saxophila tyrrhenica is the source of this 210-nucleotide messenger RNA. RefSeq lists its product as uncharacterized. The record is from RefSeq and is a predicted model, not a curated record. Lineage: Eukaryota; Fungi; Ascomycota; Dothideomycetes; Mycosphaerellales; Extremaceae. The transcript has 3 exons. Bases 1 to 210 code for a protein of 69 amino acids.
AUGCCUCCCAAAGAACCAACCGUCGUCGCCGACGAGAACGACUCCAGCUACGUGGACGGCCCUGCCAACUCCGGCCCCCGCGGCAAGACCUCCAACCCUGCCGACAAUGUUGGCGGGACGUCCAAGGACGGCGGUCUGAGCACAGCAGCGACUGUCGCCGACGGCGGACCGGACGAUAAGAAGGACGACCCGAGCUAUAAGCCUUCAUAG